GCCAACAGAUAAUGCAAGAAAACAGAAUACUUCGCGCUUUUGACAAUGAUAAUCAAAUCUUGUUGUCUAGAGAUAGCAUUGUUGUUUCGUCAUGCUCCACACAUCUAUACCGAGAAGAUAAACCUACGAUCUCCACGUGGACAAAAUGCUACCUCUGCUGACACUAACAGUGAAGAAAACACACUCCCCCCAUAAAACAACCAACCUGCUGCAGCUUUGAGCAAAAUAUUCUUCAAUGGCGUCUCCAUUUUUCCCUUCUCCUACUGCUGCAGCAAGUUUCCAUCAAGACCCUAACCUCAUUUGCUACUCACCCUUAAGACCCAUUUCGAAAAGCUACUACUUUUGGUCUUGCACUAAACAUUCCAAGAGAAACAACACCAUUACAUGCAGUUCUUUCGUUGAUGAAAUUUCUGUUAGUUUGGACAAUUCUUUGUCUCAAUUCCCAGUUUUUCAAUCUGGGUAUGCCCAAUUUGAUAAAUUUACUGGGGAAUUGCCGGAAGAACAGAGAUUAGGGCUGUUAGUUUUUGCGGGUCUUACUUGGAUUUACUUGACGGCUAGACCUGGGGUUUUAAUUGGUGCCAUUGAUGCGUAUAUUUUGGCACCUAUUCAAGUGGGGUUGGAUAGUUUGAGUGGGAAAAGGAAUUUCAAGAUGAAAGAUUUUUUGAUUGGGGAUAGGUUGGGUGAAGGUUCAUUUGGGAUUGUUUAUUCUGGGGUCAUUGUUCCCAAGAAUGUAAAUUUGGAGGAAACUGUGAGGAAAAGAGGAUCAUCAGUAAAAUCAGUUAUUACAGAUCCAAGAUUCAAGGAAAAGGUCAUUCUUAAACAGGUAAAGAUUGGUGUUCAAGGUGCUGCAGAAUGUGGUGAAUUUGAAGAAUGGUUCAAUUAUAGGCUAUCAAGAGCAGCUCCUGAGACAUGUGCAGAAUUUCUUGGUAGCUUUGUUGCUGAAAAAACUAACUCCCGAUAUACUAAGGGUGAGAAAUGGCUUGUCUGGAAAUUUGAGGGAGAUCUGGACCUAGGUGAUUACAUGAAGGAUCGCAACUUCCCCUUGAACAUAGAAUCUGUCAUGUUUGGUCGUGUCUUACAAGGAUUGGAGUCAAUUCAACGGAAUGCACUAAUUAUCAAACAAAUCAUGCGUCAGAUUAUUACUUCCCUUAAGAAAAUCCAUGACACCGGUAUAGUCCAUAGAGAUGUAAAGCCAUCCAACUUAGUGGUCACGAAAAAGGGACAAAUCAAGCUGAUAGAUUUUGGGGCAGCAACUGAUCUUCGGAUUGGAAAAAAUUAUGUGCCUGACAAGGGCCUACUUGAUCCUGAUUAUUGUCCACCUGAACUCUAUGUAAUGCCAGAAGAAACUCCAAAACCACCACCAGAGCCAGUUGCUGCACUUCUUUCCCCAAUUUUAUGGCAGCUAAACAGUCCUGAUCUCUUUGACACAUAUUCUGCUGGAAUAGUGCUUAUGCAAAUGGCAGUACCGAGCUUAAGGUCUACAGCAGGCUUAAAAAACUUCAAUAUGGAACUAAAUGCGGUUGGAUAUGACUUGAAUAAAUGGAGAGAAAAGACUAGGAUGAGGCCCGAUCUCAGUAUUCUUGAUCUCGACUCUGGUAGAGGGUGGGAUUUGGCUACAAAACUUAUUUCAGAGAGAGGUGGACGUUUAUCUGCUGCUGCAGCUCUUAGACAUCCUUAUUUCCUUCUAGGUGGUGACCAAGCUGCUGCUGUUCUCUCAAAACUUAGCUUCUCAAAAUAGGAGAACGACUUGAUGAUGCUAGUACAACAUGUUUUUUGUGGAGUUGUUCACACUCCAUUCAUGCAGUUUUCUCGUCUAUCAAUACUCUAGAUGGCUACACAGGUAUCAAGUUUCUUUUCCUGAUGAACAGCUGCAUAGAGUCAUGAAAUGGUUCCAAACCCGAAAAUAAAGAGAUGCUAACAGGGGAAAAUGACCUGCUAUUCUUUAGCUCUUUCUGUUGGAUGGCAUUAUGGCCAAAGUAUUUAUAAGAUCCAGAAGGAUAUUUGUAGUUUACUCUUAUUGGUAAGGUAAAGAAAUAUAGAAAAUCACACACAUUUACUUCUAACACUUUGUUGAAGGACAGGAAGAACUUUCAGCUUGUACCAAUCUAGUUCUUUUUCCCUGCACGGCGAGCGCCAUCAGUUAGAAAUGUAUAAACUUGAAUAGCUAUAAAGAUCACCAUUUGCAGAGCUGCAAGCAGUUAUACUUGUCUCUGGUUCAUUAUCUUUGUAAACAAAUGACAUGACCAGUAACUGGCUGGCAGAGUUUGUAUAUGAAUUCUUGCUUGUAUUUCUUAUACAUCAGUAUUUCUUUU
Molecule: messenger RNA, 2312 nt
Organism: Solanum dulcamara
Lineage: Eukaryota; Viridiplantae; Streptophyta; Magnoliopsida; Solanales; Solanaceae
Product: serine/threonine-protein kinase STN8, chloroplastic
Exons: 4
Coding region: 236-1738 (500 amino acids)
Biological process (GO): protein phosphorylation
Molecular function (GO): ATP binding; protein kinase activity
Source: RefSeq, a predicted model, not a curated record